AUGAAGUUUUCUGGAGUAGCGUUGGCUGUCCUGGCCGCACUCGUGCCCGGCACGGAGAGCGCCGGCGGCGCCUGUGCUGGCAACAAGACGCUCACCGUCGAGACGGCGCCCGAUUUUGUGCGUCCGUAUGUACUGCCACGCUUCCACGGCAAGGCCAUCAUGCUCACCAAGACGCAAACCAUUACCUUUUCCAUCACCGCCAACUCCUCCGGCGGGGCCUUUUCCCUGGUGCAGCACAACGGCAAGGUGACCACGUGGCUGAAUGCGCGUCCCCACGUGCACAAGACGUACCACGAGCACUUUUACUGCUCCCGCGGUCGCGUCGAGCUGUGGACCAAGCGAAACACGACGGCCGGUAACGAGGACGAGGCCCGCGUCGCGAGCUUCGGCGAUUAUGGCAAUGUCCCGCCCGGCACUAUCCACACCUUCCAGCUCGUCGACCCUGACUCGCAGCUCACGCACGCCUUUCACCCGGCCGGUUUCGAGAAGCUGUUCGACGACGUCUCGUCCGGACGCUUCUCGUCCGAGGCGCACGCACCGUACGUUCCGGACCCGGUCGAUGAGCAGCCGUAUGGGCCCAUGACGCCCGAGCUGACGGCCCAGCUUGAGCCGCUGGACCUCUUUGCCGUGCCUGAUGACGAGUAUGUCCCACGUCGCGACUUUGUCAAUGGCACGGCAAGCUCCGCGGGCUUGAACUGGCACAAUGGUACCAACGAGCUGCCCACGGAUCCUACUAAGCCGUACUUUAUCGCCAACAACUACGGUCCCAAGUUCCUCAACUCAGAUAACGGCUACAAAGUCAUUCAGCCUAUCUCGACAGUGAGCGACGAGACUGAGUCCCGCGUCACACUACCCAACCACCUGGGUAUCCAGCUGGACGAUGGCCAGCUCAUGCUCUCGGUUGAAGGCUACAAGAAGACCUAUCUUCUGCAGGGUGAUGUUGCCUUUAUUCCCGCCGGCACGCCGUUUAGCUAUCAGGCGAUGGUGCCACUUACCAAGUUCUUGUAUCUCAAUGCGGGCCCGCAUGGUCUCGAGUACGAGCUACUGAAGCGCAGCGUGUCGUGGGGAUUCCCGUCGUACCCUGUUGAGGCCGGGUUCAAGGCUGUGCCUUGA
Messenger RNA from Cordyceps militaris CM01, 1113 nucleotides. RefSeq names its product RmlC-like jelly roll fold domain containing protein. The coding region runs from base 1 to 1113 and encodes 370 amino acids. The record is from RefSeq and is a predicted model, not a curated record. The transcript is spliced from 2 exons. NCBI's taxonomy places the organism in Eukaryota, Fungi, Ascomycota, Sordariomycetes, Hypocreales, Cordycipitaceae.